Molecule: messenger RNA, 5717 nt
Organism: Hippopotamus amphibius kiboko
Lineage: Eukaryota; Metazoa; Chordata; Mammalia; Artiodactyla; Hippopotamidae
Gene: IL17B
Product: interleukin 17B
Exons: 2
Coding region: 4902-5591 (229 amino acids)
Biological process (GO): inflammatory response
Cellular component (GO): extracellular region
Molecular function (GO): cytokine activity
Source: RefSeq, a predicted model, not a curated record
UUCAGGUGGCGCCACCUGGUGGUGAGUGCAGAACUGCUCCUAGCUGGGUGGCAGCCGUGGGACCUGGUGGCUCUGAGCACCAUUCCCUGUCCCUCACCCUCCAGCCCAUCCACCUCUUCUCUCAUUCCCCUGUUUGGACCACCUUCUGCUAGAAAAGACCUAAGGACCCCAACUCUGCUGUGGGACAGAGACCCCUGAAGCCCAAGUUCCCAUGCCUCCCUCAGGCCUGGCUCUGACCUGACAGGUAGGGUCUCUCGUUGGUCUGCCAGAGCUCACCCUCAGGAUAUCCUUCAGGGCUGAUGACCUCUCAGUGGUGUCCAUAAACCAAGGCUGGAAGAAUGGGCCUCCUUCCUGGCCUGAGAUGGCCCAGGAAUGGGAAACUCAAUGGCUCCCCACGGUACCUGCUUGGGUACCCACAGAUCCCCCUCCCCACUGGGAGGCCUCUGGGACCCCCAAAGGGACUGGUCUGGCUCCUAGGUUCCCUCUGAACUAGCCAAGAGGCCUGGACCAGCCCAGAGUUCUAUGUAUGAAGUUUGGGGAAAACUAGUAAGAAUUAGAAGACUGAGUUGUGCUCAAACCAGCCUCACCCAGCUUUGCACCAACAUGCUGUGUGAGCUUGGGUGAGACCUGUCCCUCCCUGGGCCUUGGUCUCCUUGUGGUAGAAUAGCGGUGGGGCAGGGAAUGAGCUGGGUGAUGGGUGAGGACCCCUGUAGUUCCCAGAUUGGGGCCUUGGUAAGGUGCAGCAGAUUUCUGGGCCUGCUUCCGUCAGAACUCUGGGGCCAGGACCCUGGAAUCUGCAUGAAGUUGGAAGCUGAGGCAGCCACGUCCUGUCUACGGGAGAUGGAAGCCAGCAGUGUGUGUUGCCGGCAGGUAAGGAGAGUGGGGUGGUUUCAGGGGUCCUGAGACGCAAAGGAACCCCCUUGAAGCCCAAUGCCCAUCUUUGAAUUUCUCCACCUUUCUGUGGAUGCAGGGAGGCACCCCACAAGCUACACGUCUGUCGGACUCCACCGGCCGCGACAGCAGAGGGGCAGCAAGAGGCCGUGCAGAUUCCACCUAGGUUGCCUCCAUCCUUCACCCCCUCAUGCUGGGUGUUUCAUGCAUUCAAAGGACGGUGGUGGCAGGGCAGGGACAGCCUGGGGUGGGACUGGGGGCCCUCGUUCCUUGAGGAGGUAUUUUCAGAGUCCCCCUCCCUCUGGAGUUUCCAGCGAUAGAAUAGAGCCCUGUCUAGUAUUUGACCAAAUAUGGUGGUAUCUCUCAUGAGCUCUAGCCUCAGCCAGCUUCUCAGUCAUGCUGUGGAAACCUGCCCCGGACGGAUUAAUCUUGUGACAUUCAGGAGCGCCUUGCACCCUGCGCUCUUCCCCUUGGCGAUUCCUGUAAAUGGCCAAGAGUGGCCCUGAGUAGGACGGUGCAGUCCUGGAUGCCUGUUCACCGUGUCCCUCCCCUGUCCUCUUCACAUCCUCUUCCACUCCCCCCCCCCCCCCAUCUCCCUGGGGGACUUGCGCGCGCUCACAUUCAGCUGGGCUGUUCACUCGAGGGGAGAGACCCAGACCAGCAGGGCCGGUCUGUUCAGCCUGUGAUUCCAGGACGUGUAGACUGUGGGGUUACCUGAGCUCACGAAAUUGUGGGCAGAGCCUGUGAAGCCCAGAAGUCUCUCAGCCAGGAGGGUGAGAGGGCCCGAGGGGAUAGAAAGGAGAGUUGGCCGAGCAAUGAGAACCAUGCUUGCUCUAAUGCUAAAUAGAACAGCUAUGGUUCCCAAGAACAAGUAUACAAUUAUUUUAUAAUAAUGUUCCUCAUAAACGACUGUGUUUAUUGAGCACAUACUACUUGCCAGGCAUCGUGCCAGCCAUUUAACUAUUUCCCUUACUCCUUGUAACAGCCCCAAGAGGUGAAUACUAUGACAUCUCCAUUCUAGAGAUGGGGGAACUGAGACUUAGAAAGAUUGCUGGGAGAAAUGGGCCAGGCCACUGUCGGUUCCUGGGCACGACUCCCAUUUUACAGAGAAGGAAACUGAGGCUGCGAGAGAAUGGGAGUCACAAGCGGCCACACAGGGGCAGGCCCUUGGAGUGGAGACCUUCUCCACAGGAGGGGAGCAUUGCACCCGGGAGGCCGGGACAACCAGCCAUGAAGUCCUCACGGACCAGUGACUUGGCCUGUGUGAGAGCACACAGUUUCAGAAACAUGUUCAUAGCAGGCCAGAAUUGUGCAGAAAAUAUGCCAAGAAAAACAGCAUGGGGUGGUGGGUAAAGCCCCGCACGGCCACCAGAUAUGAACCCCAGCUCUGUCAUCUCUCACUCGCCAUAUAGUCCUAGACAAGUCCCUUCUUCGCUCUGGCCUCUGUUUCCCCUCCUGUGAACUACCCGUGUACUGAGGGCCACUGAGCUCACCUGAGGCUGGCUGAGGCCAGAGUGCCUGAGGCUGUUUCCCUGGGAGAUGGGGCCUGCGUCCCGCUUCUGGCCAGCGCUCUCCGAGAACAUUUGCUCUCCUGACCAACGGACAGCCUGUCCCUCCUCCACCCUCGCCCCCUUGCCAUCCCCUAAACUAACGAAGCCGAUUGUCUUAGGCGGCCCUGUGGGUGCUGGCUGGGCGGCCGGCCGCAGGCCACAGGCGGUGGUGCCACCCGCCAGAGCCCCACCAGACACACAGGGCAUUGUCCCUCAGUCAACAGCCCCUGGGCACCUCGGCCCGGCUCCUGGCCUGCCCCCACGCCCCUCACCGCCUGCCACUGCGCCGGGCCCAGCCAGCUGGGGGCCCAAGGCUCCCAGGCGAUGACGAGCCCACCCACCCACUCCCCCGGCAUCCCCCUGAUGAGCUAUAAUUGCUUCGCUCCGUCCUGCUGCUGCCAUUCUCUUGGCGGAGGCAUCUGGGUUCCAGGCAAGCGGCAGCUGCAGGCCGAUCGCCUGGCUCGCAGGAUGGACUGGCCGCACAACCUGGUACGUGGCGAUUCCCCCACCCCACCCCCACUCCUUUUUAGGGCCUGAGUGUUUCGUUACUUCUUCUCUAUUGAUUAAUGGCAGCCUCUGUUUGCACUGGAAUCUGCAGAGGCGAGUUCUCCCUCUGUCCUCUCCCCCAGGACAAGAAAGAAACAGAGACUGGUCUCAGAGCCUGCAGCCAUGGCCCGCAGCUCCAGCUCCUGAGCUGGGCUCAGCCCCACUACACUGAAGUCCUUUCAGACCAAAGGCAUCUGGGGAGAUCUUGGCAAUCUCUGUUAUCGGGGUUUUUCCAAAAAAUCUUUGGAUCCUGAGAUGCAGGCUGUGUGACCUUGGGCGAGUCUUUCUAUUUCUCUGUUUCCCAUCUAUAAAGGGAUGGAGGGAGACGGGUUCUAUUCUGGAUUUUUCUGAGUGGAGAGCCAGAGUUUAAGAACGCCAUGUGAGAAACUCAGAUGAGAAAGCUUAUUGUAGGGAGACAUUUUUCUGCACCAAAAUCUCGGACCGAAAAGGAAGAAUUCAGCGACUUGGAUCUGUCAUGGCUUUCGUGCCAAGAAAUGGUUCUGCCAAGAAGGGCUCUGCUGACACUUGUUUCCAAGGGUCAAGAUUGGCUGGGUAGAUCAGUACGGGCUGUGCCGGUGGUAGGGUGAGGGGUACAGGGCAGGUAGGAGCCUGACUAGAUUCAACAAGGAGAUGAAAUUCCCCCUAGAAGGUCCUCCCUUCUGACCAGCCCUGGCCCCCCCCGAGUCCUGGCCCUUCUCUCCCGGCUUCCUGAGGAGUCUGCAUGCUGCUGGGCUCCCAGGAACUCACCCAUGUGAGUGAAAAGCUUUCCUGGUGCUCCCAGGUGUCGGGGAGAGGUGGACAGCAGCGGGUGAGGGUGGACAAGGGGUCAGGCAGGCAGCGGGGUGUGGAGGAAGGUGUCAUGAGGUCCAACAGGGAUCCCUGGCCGUGACCUGUCCCCCUCCCCAGCUUCAUCUCCCACCCCCUCCUCCUACCCACUCUCCUUCAGCCUCACUGUUUCCUUUCAGCAAAUCUCUUAACCAACCGAAACGUCCCUUCACACUGUUCUUUUCCCCACCCCUGUACAAAUGUUUAGGCUCCCUUUGCCCACAUCUGCCUCUGUCUUAUCCUUCAAACCUCACCAGACAUGCCCCCCUCCCCAGAAAAGCUAUGCAAGACCACCCCACUGCCACCAGGCUAGGCGGGUGGCCCUGCGCUUCUCUAACCACAUGCUGUGUGGUCCCAUCCUCACACGGCUGCUAGCGAGGCUUAGAUGCUUGUUUUCUUGUUCACCAUCUGUUUUCCUUGCCGGACUGUAAGCUACAGAUGGGCAGGGAUGGUGACAGGCAUUCAUUCACUCAGCACAUGUUUACUGAAUACCUAAGUGCCCAGUACCACGCAGACACGGGGCACAAGGCAGUGUGCGGAAACAGGUAUAAUGCUGGCCCUCACGGGGCCUUUGUUUAGUGGGGCCCGACAUAUAAAAGAAUCACAUGUAUACACCAUAAGACUACAGUCACACAAGUGGCAUGGGGUGUUGAGAGCCCAAGAAGGUCCACGGAGGCCUCCCUAAGGAAGUGACCCUGGAGCCAAGACAUGAGGGGUGAGAGGCAGGACUCUACAGGGAGCAGCCUGUGCAAAGUCCUUGUGCAGGAAGGAGCAUGGGGAGAGGAAGGUUUGUGAGAAGGCCCGAGGCUGAAGCAUUGGUGUGAGAGGAAGCCAGGAGUGAUUUGAGGAGGGAGAACUCAGCAGAGGUCUGGCCUGGGGAGGUGACGUUAGUGGGUUUGCAUUUCAAACACCCAUUCUUGGCCAGGGUGUGGAGAAUUGAUUGCGAGGAGGCAGGGGAGAAUGUGGGGUACCAGGUAGGAGGCUACUGAGCUGCCCAGGAAAGUGAGCUGGUGGUACAGAUAGAGAAGUGGAUGGGUGGGAAGAUUUUUAAGAUGUACAACAGGAUUUACUGAUGCGUGUUGUGCACACAUGCGUCAGUACAUGUGUGGUGGGCUGGUGGGACCAGGCCAGGGCAUGACAGGUGAGGGUGGCCCUGCCACAGGCCUUUCCUCUUCCCUCCCCCUUCCUUGGGCCCCAGAUCUUAGCCCAGAGGGAGACCUGUCUCUCCCACCUUUGACUUGUGGCCUUCCUCCCCAGAUGUUCCUUCUCACCGUCUCCAUCUUCGUGGGGCUGGGCCAGCCCAGGAACCCCAAAGGCAAGAGGAAGGGGCAAGGGCGGCCUGGGACCCUAGCCCCUGGGCCUCACCAGAUGCCCCUGGACCUGGUGUCCCGGGUAAAGCCAUAUGCCCGCAUGGAGGAAUAUGAGAAGAACCUGGGGGAGAUGGUGGCCCAGCUGAGGAACAGCUCCGAGCCGGCCAGGAGGAAGUGUGAGGUCAACCUGCAGCUGUGGCUGUCCAACAAGAGGAGCCUGUCGCCCUGGGGCUACAGCAUCAACCACGACCCCAGCCGCGUUCCUGCGGACCUGCCGGAGGCGCAGUGCCUCUGUCUGGGCUGUGUGAACCCCUUCACUAUGCAGGAGGACCGCAGCAUGGUGAGCGUGCCCGUGUUCAGCCAGGUGCCCGUGCGUCGUCGCCUCUGUCCGCUGCCGCCACGCACUGGGCCCUGCCGCCAGCGCGCGGUCAUGGAGACCAUCGCCGUGGGCUGCACCUGCAUCUUCUGAGACAGCCCUCCCUGCACCCCCAUGCCGAGCAAGGCAAUGAAAAGUAAAGGCUGUCUCUUGUAAAGCAAGACUUUGGGUUUGCUCCUUGUGGCUUUGAAGCCAAAACCUGGUGGCAGGUAGAUUUCG